Didymella exigua CBS 183.55 is the source of this 1610-nucleotide messenger RNA. RefSeq lists its product as uncharacterized. The transcript is spliced from 3 exons. NCBI's taxonomy places the organism in Eukaryota, Fungi, Ascomycota, Dothideomycetes, Pleosporales, Didymellaceae. The record is from RefSeq and is a predicted model, not a curated record. Bases 278 to 1279 code for a protein of 333 amino acids.
CCAGACGAAGUUGAGAUUGUGCCGGACGGUCAGCGAAGCCGCAGUGCCUCGCGAGUGAGCGUAAACGAUCGACCGCUCACCCCCGGAGGCACGCCCGUCCCAAAGAUGGUCGUGGAGAGGGUGGAUGACCAGCCCGCCCACGGUGAAGUGCCCGGAACGCUUGCCUUUGACCAGCGCCGCGCCGAUGCUGCGCCUGAUGUCAUUGUCAAGGUGCCUGAGCCCCCCAAGCGGGACAACCUAGGUACGAUCGCCAACAACCUCCAUUGACAGGUCCCCAAUGAACGGCGACGAAGACAAAGUCGACCGUGACGACGGCGACGGCGAAGACAAAGUCGACAGUGACGACGACGACGACGACGACAACGACGACGACAACGACGACGACAACGACGACGACAACGACGACGACGACGACGACGAUGGUUUCGGCGAGUUUGACGAAUUCGAAGAGGGCGGCGAAGGCGACGACGACUUUGGGGACUUCGACGAUGGGUUUCAGCAAGGCGAGGAACAGGCAGAGACUACAUUUGACAGCCCCCAAAAUCAAAAUCCCGUACCCGCCCCUCCACAAACACCACCAGGCCCCCCUGUUCUCGACUUUGCCCAACUCACCUCCCUGGAUGCCAUCCAUGAAGCAACACAGCCCUACCUCGACGGAAUAUACCCUGCCCCGCAAGACGUUCCCAGCAUAUCCAUCAGCGAAGACACUCGGUCAAUCUUCCACUCUGAGCGAAGCCAUUCGCUAUGGACACAACUAGUGGCGCCCCCACCCCUACAACCGCCUGACUGGGUCAGGUCGAGGAUACGGCGGCUGUUCCUUGUCUCGCUUGGGGUACCGGUCGAUCUCGACGAGAUCUUGCCUGCAUCGAAACAGAAGAAGCUCAUCCUUCCCUCCAUCAACAUCCCCGGCGACAGGUCCCCCCGUCCGUCAUCCGAUGGCCGCAGCAAUGCGCUUGACCGCGUCAAGAAGGAGAAUACUUCAAACACAUCCGUCGACUCGUCAAAGUCAAAGUCAGAACGGCCACGGAAAGGACGGCCCCCGCCUCCAGAGCUGGAUCUCAGUGCAACCUCGAUGCUGUGCGCAACGACCGAGGCAGCGUUGCUAAACUUGACAGACGACGAGUUGGAAAAACACGUCGAAAACCUAAAGGGCCUGCGGACACGAGCAGAGCAGGUGUUUGAGUACUGGCAGAAACAGCUGGAAAGCGCACUGGGCGACAAAGACGCCUUCGAGCAGGUCAUCGAGAGCUUGGUGGCGCACGCGAAGAAGCUCAGAUAGCGUCGGUCGUAGCAGUAAACUAGUAGUAAUGCAUAAUCUCAACAUCGCCAUUGACUGCAGGGUAUCGAGCAUGACGACGCGCAAGCUUGGAGUGCAGGCUCACACGUCCCAGGAAUUGUUCAUCCGCUCACGUCCCAGGAAUUGUUCAUCCGCUCACGUCUCAGGAAUUGUUCAUCCGCUCACGUCCCAGGAAUUAGUCAUCCGCUCACGUCUCAGGAAUUAGUCAUCCGCUCACGUCCCAGGAAUGAUUCAUCCGCUCACGUCCCAGGAAUGAUUCAUCCGCUCACGUCUCAGGAAUGAUCCAUCCGCUCCUCGCACCCUGCGAAAGCGC